UGCCUCAGGCUGCUAUAAUUGGCCGCCUCUCUGGCUGCUCAGACCGCAUAUGUUUUGGUUUGUUUGGCUCCGCCGCUGCGUCUCACUUCCGUGUUGCGUCUCCUUAAAGCAGGAAGCAGAGCGGUGUUGUGUGGGAGCUAAUCUGCUGCUGUUUACCUACAGGUGGUCAGCGGCUAACAGAGACUCUGCAUCCGGAUAGCAGGUGAAGCGGAGCGGCGGGGGAGAAGCUACAUGGAGGCUAACUGACGGGGCUCGGCUGGAACAGUCUGCGGUGCUUUAGCUCCACAAUGCCAGCCGGGGUCUGUGGCUGCUGUGGGCCGCUGAGGCCGAGGUAUAAGCGACUGGUGGACAACAUCUUCCCAGAGGAUCCCAAAGAUGGCCUCAGUAAGUCCGACAUGGAGAAGCUCACCUUCUAUGCUGUCUCGGCACCGGAGAAGCUGGACAGAAUCGGAGCGUACCUGGCUGAGAGGCUGAGCAGAGAUGUGGUGCGACAUCGCUACGGGAAUGUUGUGAUCGCCAUGGAGGCUCUGGACCAGCUGCUGAUGGCUUGUCACUCUCAGAGCAUCAAACCCUUCGUGGAGAGUUUCCUACACAUGGUGGCCAAACUGCUGGAGUCCAGAGAGCCGGACCUGCAGGUUCUGGGAACAAACUCUUUUGUGAAGUUUGCUAACAUCGAGGAGGACACCCCUUCCUACCAUCGUCGCUAUGACUUCUUCGUCUCUCAGUUCAGCGCCAUGUGCCACUCCACUCAUGAAGACCCAGAGACCAGAACCAGGAUCCGUGUUGCUGGGAUCAAAGGUCUUCAGGGUGUGGUGAGGAAGACUGUGAACGAUGAGCUGCAGGCCAUCAUCUGGGAGCCUCAGCACAUGGAAAAGCUGAUUCCCUCCAUGCUGUUCAACAUGCAGGACGCUGAGGACCUGGACAGGGCAGGACAUCCCAGCACCCCAUCGGGGACAGGUCAGGAUGGUGAGGAGAACCCAGCGGUGUUGGCUGAAAACUGUUUCAGGGAGCUGCUGGGCCGGGCAGCAUAUGGCAACAUGAAGAAUGCUGUCAGACCUGUGUUGGUUCACCUGGACCAUCACCACCUAUGGGACCCCAAUGAGUUUGCUGUGUCCUGCUUCAGGAUCAUCAUGUACUCCAUCCAGGCUCAGCACUCUCACCACGUGAUCCAGCAGGUUCUGAACCACCUGGACGCCAACAACAAGAGCACGCCGCGGGUCAGAGCCGGUAUCGUCCAGGUCCUGCUGGAGACGGUGGCCAUUGCUGCUAAAGGGUCUGUGGGUCCGACGGUGCUGGAGGUCUUCAACACUCUGCUCAAACACCUGAGGAUGAGCGUGGACUUCGAGCUGGGCGAGAGCUCCAGGAGGAACUCCAGCAGCAGCGUCUCGUCCGCCCGUGGCAGAGAGAGCGACGAGCGAAUCGUGCAGAACGCCAUCAUCCAGACCAUCGGGUUUUUUGGGGGAAAUCUGCCAGAUUACCAGCGAGCUGAAGUCAUGAUGUUCAUCAUGGGGAAAGUGCCAGUGUAUGGGACCCCCUGCCACACCUUGGACACAGUUAAGAUCGGGCACCAGGGGACCAAGAGGAUCCAGACGAUGCUCCUCAGCUCCCUCAUCAUGGUUACGUCUGGGUUCAAGUCCAAAUCCAUGUCGGCAGCGUUGCCCCCUCCCUUCCUGGACCCGCUCUUCUCCAUCUCGCUGAUGGAGGACAGCGAAUUGAGACAGUUGGUCCUGGAGAUCCUCCAUAACAUCAUCGAUCGCCAUGACAACCGCGCCAAGCUACGCGGCAUCAGAAUUAUCCCAAAUGUUGCUGCUCUGAAGAUUAAAAGGGAGAAAAUUUCUAAACAGGACGUUGCGUUCAUGAAAAAGCAUGGUCAGCAGCUCUAUCGCCACGUCUAUCUGGGUUGCAAAGAGGAAGACAACGUCCACAAAAACUUUGAGCUGCUCUUCACCACUCUGGCCAUUCUGACCAUCGAGCUGGCCAAUGAGGAGGUGGUCGUGGACCUGAUCCGACUCUCCAUUGCACUGCAGGACAUGGCUCUAAACAACGAGGAAAACAUGCCAAUGUCGAUCCGCUGUGGUAUUAUGGCACUCGUGGCAGCGUACCUCAACUUCCUGAGUCAGAUGAUCGCCAACCCACCAUUCUGUCAACAUGUCAGUAAGGUAAUUGAGCUGAGAAGCAUGGAUGCUCCCUACCUGCUGCCUGAACACAUAUUUAGAGACAAGUGUUCUCUUCCUGACUCUUUGGACAAGGAUGACAGACAGCUGUAUUUCCAAACAGCUGACAUGGCCGAGUGUCUGGCAGGGCCAGGGUACAAUGUGGAGAGGUUGUCCAUUCCGUACAUUCCCCAGGUCACAGUGCUUUACACAGUAGGAAAGAUCAUCCACAGGUGCAAGCAGACAUCCAGAGACCGCCUGACCAGGAGGAAGAGUUUUGUGGACACCAUUUCCCUCCAAGUGGACAUGUUGUCCAGCAGCCUCCCAGAUAGGCAGUCGGAGUUGGCUGAGGAGAUCACAUUUGAGACUCUGAAGAAGGCUAUCGAUACAACGGGUUUGGAAGAGCAAGAACGGGAGAAGAGGCGUCAGUUGAUGGAGAAGUUCCAGAAGGCUCCGUUUGAGGAGAUUGCUGCUCACUGCGAGUCAAAGGCCAACAUGCUCCACGACCGUCUGGCUCAGAUCUUUGAACUAACGAUCCGGCCGCCCCCCAGCCCCUCUGGAUUGGUUUCUAUCUCAGCGGGACACACCCAGCAUCCAUCCGUCCCCGUCUACGAGAUGAAGUUCCCGGACCUGUGCGUCUAUUGAACAAAAUCAUCAAAGAUAAUG
Messenger RNA from Cyprinodon tularosa, 2819 nucleotides. RefSeq names its product EFR3 homolog A (S. cerevisiae) (gene efr3a). The coding region runs from base 288 to 2798 and encodes 836 amino acids. Gene Ontology annotation, biological process: protein localization to plasma membrane. Gene Ontology annotation, cellular component: plasma membrane. The transcript has 25 exons. NCBI's taxonomy places the organism in Eukaryota, Metazoa, Chordata, Actinopteri, Cyprinodontiformes, Cyprinodontidae. The record is from RefSeq and is a predicted model, not a curated record.